Messenger RNA from Sesamum indicum (sesame), 2050 nucleotides. RefSeq names its product pre-mRNA-processing factor 19. The record is from RefSeq and is a predicted model, not a curated record. Gene Ontology annotation, biological process: protein ubiquitination; DNA repair; mRNA splicing, via spliceosome. Lineage: Eukaryota; Viridiplantae; Streptophyta; Magnoliopsida; Lamiales; Pedaliaceae. Gene Ontology annotation, molecular function: protein binding; ubiquitin protein ligase activity. Gene Ontology annotation, cellular component: U2-type catalytic step 1 spliceosome; Prp19 complex; cytoplasm.
UAAUCCUAGGGUCGGAUCUUAUACUCCUCUUUUUGGAUUUACAUUUUUCCUCCUCCCACUCUUACUGUCUCUCUUCUCUCCACUCUGUACUUCCGAGCAUAAACCCUAGCCCUCGCAGAGCGCGCAGUGAGAGACCAACCAUGAAUUGCUCGAUUUCCGGCGAGGUGCCGGAGGAACCCGUCGUCUCCAAGAGCUCUGGUCUUCUCUUCGAGAAGCGCUUAAUUGAGCGCCACAUCUCGGAUUAUGGAAAAUGUCCUAUUACUGGAGAGCCCUUGACAAUGGAUGAUAUUGUUCCAGUCAAGACCGGAAAGAUAGUGAAGCCACGACCGGUGCAGGCUGCAAGUAUUCCUGGAAUGCUGGGAAUGUUUCAGAUUGAAUGGGAUGGUUUGAUGCUAUCAAAUUUUGCACUGGAGCAACAGUUACAUACUGCCAGGCAAGAGUUAAGUCAUGCCUUAUAUCAGCAUGAUGCUGCUUGUCGUGUUAUUGCAAGGCUGAAGAAGGAAAGGGACGAGGCAAGGGCGUUAUUAGCGCAAGCUGAAAGACAGAUACCCAUGUCAGCAGCGGCUCCAAAUGCAGUCACUGAUGCUGCUCUAAGCAAUGGGAAAAGAGCUGCCGACAAUGAUGAGUUGGAUCCGAAUGGGAAAAGAAUUCGUCCUGGAAUCUCAAGUACUAUCAUUUCGGAGCUUACAGAUUGUAAUACUGUCCUUUCACAACAAAGGAAGAAGCGACAGAUACCUUCAACACUGGCUCCUGUUGAUGCUGUUGAGAGAUACACUCAGCUCACUGUAAAUCCUCUUCACCGGACCAACAAACCUGGCAUACUGUCUUUGGACAUCCUGUACUCCAAGGACAUCAUUGCCACUGCUGGGGCUGAUUCAAAUGCUGUAGUUUUCGAUAGACCUUCAGGUCAAGUAGUAUCUACUCUUAGUGGUCAUUCAAAGAAGGUUACAAGUGUCAAAUUUGCCGCAGAGGGUGAAUUAGUAGUUACUGGCUCUGCUGAUAAGACAGUUCGUGUGUGGCGAGGAUCUGAAGAUGGUAAUUAUGAAUGCAGGCACGUUUUGAAGGAUCAUACUGCUGAGGUGCAAGCUGUUACAGUCCAUGCAACCAAUAAUUACUUUGUCACUGCUUCGCUUGAUAACACGUGGUGCUUCUAUGAGCUUGCUUCUGGUUUAUGCCUCACUCAGGUUGAGGACACUUCAGGAUCUUCUGAGGGCUACACAUCUGCAGCUUUUCAUCCGGAUGGUCUGAUCCUCGGAACGGGUACCUCCGGGGCUCUGGUUAAGAUUUGGGAUGUGAAAAGUCAGGCAAACGUUGCGAGAUUUGAUGGACAUAUUGGGGCAGUGACUGCCAUUUCAUUUUCAGAGAAUGGUUACUUUUUGGCGACUGCUGCUCAAGAUGGUGUUAAGCUUUGGGAUCUGCGCAGAUUGAAAAACUUUAGGACUUUUGCUCCUUAUGAUGAAAAUACACCUACGCAAUCAGUGGAAUUUGACCAUAGUGGUAGUUACCUGGCACUAGGAGGCUCAGAUAUAAGAGUUUAUCAAGUUGCCAAUGUCAAAUCUGAAUGGAAUUGCAUCAAAACAUUCCCCGACUUGUCUGGAACAGGUAAAGCAACUUGUAUCAAAUUUGGUCCCGAUGCAAAGUACAUAGCUGUUGGAUCGAUGGACAGAAACCUUAGAAUAUUUGGGCUGCCUGAAGAUGGUGGUGCAUUGGAGUCUUGAAGCAAUAUUAGGUAAACUUAAUGGCCAUUCUUGAUGCUGCAAUUGCCAUGGCGCAUGUAGUGAGCUGAACAAAGAUGAGAUGUGUGUAAUUCUAUGAGGUUCUUGGAUUAAUCGGUAAAAUCCCGAAAUUUGGGGUGGGGAGCUAGAAUACGACAGACUUUACGUGGCAUUUUCAUUUUGCAAUGAACCAACCAGAAAAAAAAUUGUAUGUUUAGAAUAUGAAAUGAAAGGAGUGGUUAUUUUUGUGUAAGAUUAUUCCAUUAACAUGUAAGAGAAGUAAAUUAUUGACAACUGUAGGAUCUGCUUUCUUUGAAGUGCUUCCAGAUCUCCAA